Messenger RNA from Cuculus canorus (common cuckoo), 5247 nucleotides. It is a transcript of the gene SAMD8, whose product is annotated as sterile alpha motif domain containing 8. The coding region runs from base 176 to 1423 and encodes 415 amino acids. The transcript is spliced from 6 exons. Gene Ontology annotation, molecular function: protein binding; ceramide cholinephosphotransferase activity; sphingomyelin synthase activity. The record is from RefSeq and is a predicted model, not a curated record. Gene Ontology annotation, biological process: ceramide biosynthetic process. Gene Ontology annotation, cellular component: Golgi membrane; endoplasmic reticulum membrane. Lineage: Eukaryota; Metazoa; Chordata; Aves; Cuculiformes; Cuculidae.
GUGAGUAGGAGGCAGGGCGACUGAGGGUGGCAAGGUCUGGGCUGUGCCUUCAUGUCACGACAGGUUGGGAGAAGAGGGAGAUCCUUUGGUGUCUCGCCCCUGUGCCGGCCUUUGCGGGAAACAUCGCUUCUGGAAGUGAUGCCGGGUUAAUUCCGUUGGCGGGUAGAGAAGGAGGAUGGCAAGCAAUACCCAGCUCUGCAUCCGACGUUGGACUACCAAGAAUGUGGCCAAGUGGCUGAAGGAAGAAGGAUUCUGUGAAUAUGUGGAUGUUUUGUGUAACAGACACAGGCUGGAUGGAAUCACACUGCUGACACUCACAGAGUAUGAUUUACGAUCACCUCCUUUGGAAAUCAAAAUCCUGGGGGACAUCAAAAGGCUUAUGCUGUCCAUACGCAAGCUACAGAAGCAGCAUCUGGAUGUCCUAGAAGAGCUGGGUUACAGCAGCGAUGGUCAUGUUGGCACAGCAUGCCAGAGUGUUGGCUCGCUGCAGGGUGCAGACUGGUUUUGUAAUGGUGAAGUACCUCGGGACUGUGAUGGACCAGUUACAGACCUGAAUGGUGAUCAGUAUCAAUAUGCAAAUGGAAAAAACAAACACUUGACGCGGAGGCUGGACCCAGAGUAUUGGAAGACAAUUUUAAGUUGUGUGUAUGUCUUCAUAGUGUUCGGCUUUACAUCGUUCGUUAUGGUUAUAGUGCACGAGCGAGUACCUGACAUGCAAACGUAUCCACCUCUACCAGACAUAUUUCUAGAUAGCGUCCCUAGGAUACCGUGGGCUUUUGCUAUGACUGAAGUAUGCGGUGUAAUUCUUUGCUAUAUUUGGCUGCUGGUUCUCCUGCUUCACAAACACAGAUCCAUACUUCUGCGAAGGAUGUGCAGCCUCAUGGGGACAGUAUUCUUGCUACGCUGCAUUACCAUGUUCGUUACCUCACUCUCCGUGCCAGGCCAACACUUGCAGUGCACCGGAAAGUUGUAUGGCAGUGUUUGGGCAAAGCUCCAGAGGGCGUUUGCAAUAUGGAGUGGCUUUGGAAUGACUCUGACCGGAGUACACACAUGUGGAGAUUACAUGUUCAGUGGCCACACUGUUGUCCUGACCAUGCUCAACUUCUUUGUCACAGAAUAUACACCAAGGAGCUGGAACUUCUUGCACACUUUGUCCUGGGUCCUGAACCUCUUUGGAAUCUUCUUCAUCCUGGCUGCACAUGAACAUUAUUCAAUAGAUGUCUUCAUUGCCUUUUACAUUACUACAAGACUCUUUUUGUAUUACCACACGCUGGCCAAUACUAGAGCCUAUCAACAGAGCAGGAGAGCAAGGAUCUGGUUCCCCAUGUUUUCUUUUUUUGAAUGCAACGUCAAUGGCACUGUUCCCAAUGAGUAUUGCUGGCCUUUCUCCAAACCUACCAUACUGAAAAGAUUGAUUGGCUGAAGAACACAUGGCUCAAUUCGGAAUUCUAUGAAGUGUUGCAACUAAGAUCUUACAGGGCUACCUGGGACGAGGAGUGUAAAGUAAUAUCUUUUCACUUGGUGAUCUCUUUCUCCUUGUCUUGUUUCUUAGAUUCUUAGCCAUAAAACAGGGUUCCCAUACUUCACAGAGAUGUGUUUUGUUCUUGUGUUGCUAAAACAGAAAACAGUACAGGGACUGGUAAAGGCUGUUGGCAAACCAUGAAUAUGAACCAGAACACUGUUACCCUCAAUGAGGUUCUAGGUGAAUGUUUGUGACUGACCUCAAAUAUGUGCUUAUACUAAGUAUAAUACACCCUUUCCUUUACAGGUCCAAAUCUCUAUUACCUGACAUGCCAGCCUUUAUACAGAUGAGAACUAAAAGAUGAGAACUUGAUGAAGGCUUCCUUUUAAAACAGUCAUAAAUGUAAUUUUCAAAACAAACUCUGUGUAUGCUUAAAGAUUGGGGAGUACUGUGUCAUAACGAAGAAAGCAGUAUAGUCCCUUGCUGAAAGGGCCUCUUAACUGUUAAGUCUUAAAGUACAAUUGACAGUGUAAAUGGUCUGCAUACGGGUUGCCAAAAACGAAAGUCUGCCUUGUGGCUAUGCAGUGAUGACGAUUUUUGUUAUUUAGUCUAGUCUGUCAGUUGUCUCUGUGGUUGUUCUAGCACCUGGAAGUUUCCCUUUUGUGUUUAAAUAACUCAGUUCAAGUAAGUGCUACAUCCACUGAGAAGUAAGUUAAUUUACCUUUAGUGAGUUUAAAGCCACAAAGUAACUUUUGUGUGGUCUUAAUUGCUUUAUACCCAAACUUGUGCAUGCUUUUUAGGAAAAGGUUUUUAACAUUGGAAAAAUGGAACAGUUGUCUUCAUACAUCGUACUGUCCAAUAAAUGGAUGGGGAAAAUGCAUGUAGUACCUCUUUCAGGAGAAGUAAUAAUAGUGAAUAUUGGAAAUAGUGCUCAUAUUGAUGUAUGUUUUAGCACUCUGGUGUCAGCAAUAUGGUGAAUAUCUCUGGAUAUAUAUACACGGUAUAUUUGUUUAUAUAUAGAUAUAAACACACAGUAUACAUUCUUCUAACAAGUAUGAAAGGAGACUAGUUCUUCAUUUAAGUUUUUCAUUUACUACGCUGAAAGAUAAAAGUACCAUAUGCAGUUGAGUUUUGGUUGUUUAAAAAUAAAAGAACCCACAACAAGCCUUCUAGGCCCGCAACCCAACACUCCGAGGCCAUCGUGUGUAAGUGAGGAGCACGUACCUGGUGAUCUCUGAUGCUGUGGUUUGUAAGGGGACAACACUAGCGCUGGCUGUAGAGACUCGAAAUUGGAUUUGUGCUAAAGGAAAGCUGAUGAGUAAAAGGUGCAAAUGAUAAAAAUGGUGUAAACCUUUUAAUUUAGUUAUUGCAAUUUCAGAGUAGGUGAUAGGUGAAAUAGGUGAAGGGCAGCUUAAAUCAGCCUUGGAAAGUUACACAGAGCAUUUCUAGCUUGGUGCAAGCUGACUCGGUGGCCACAGCAUACUUAGGUUUGCAUGGAAAAGAAUCCUUUUGGAAUUUCGCCAGCCAGUUUUAUAUUUUGAGGUGUGUACCCUACAGUCGGCUACUCCUUGCUGUGUCGUGUUCCUCUUACAAAUCUGCAUUGUACUUACUUGACUGUCUUUCUCUCUUUAUAGUCUAUUACUGUUCUAAAUUAAUUUAACUCCUAUUCCAGUGAGGAACUGCACAUCCCAGAGUAAUUCUGCCCGCUGUAUUGAGCACACAUGCACUGUACUAUUUUGCAGACUUUUGUAUCUGUAACAUUCCAAUUUUUUAGCAAAGCUGCAGGUUUAAUACUAUAAUCUUCAAUCUGCCAUUGCUUGAUAGCUCCUGCCAUCAAAUAUGCUUCCACUUCAAGAAAAAAGGGUAAAAUAUUCAGAUUUAAAGACUUCUAAUUUGUUGUUCUUAACUUUCUGAUUGCAGAAAGGCAAUUUGAGCAUUCCUUGUGAGACCUGAUAAUCAGAGAGCUCUUUUUUUUAAUUUAUAUUUGCCUUUGCAAUGCACACACACUUACAAAUGCUGGUUUUUAACUGCUAGGAAACAGCUGUUCUCAGGAUGUGCAGGGUUGUAUUCUGAGUUAUGACAUCUGGAGAGGUACGCAAAUAAACCUGCAAAGCUGUGGAUUCUGGAAAGAACCCUGUCAGUGCUGAACUGAAAAGUUAUUUUGCAACUUAAACAUGCAGGAGAAUUUUCCAGUACAGCCUGAUGUAACGAUGUUUACAUAAAGUUAUCAUUUCAGUACUUUAUUUUUUAAAUUAAGUCCAUAACCUUUGAAACAUAAAGCUUCUCUCUUUGUUCUAAUUUAUUUUUUCAAAUUCUCUUAAGUAAAUCUGUAUUUUAAAUCAGCAUUGCCUGUCUGUUUUUAAAGACUUGUUCUUUUGUAGUGUUUGCUUGAUGCUCAAUGUCAGAGUCCAAGAUCAAUAACACACCGAGGUUGGUUUGUGAGCACUGAGGUAGGUUAAAAAGAUAAGUGUCCUCUUUUGUCUAUGAACACACAAGAGGAAGGCAUGAGGCUGACAGAAGGCAGAAAACCGAUCUCGCAUGGGAAAGAGCACAGGUCAGCCUGUAAAGUUGAUGGUGUGAGUGUUGUUUACUAGAUGGAAACAAGUUGCAAGUAACUGACAGGCCUGUACCUCCUGUUGAAAGAGUCAGUGUUUUGAAAGCGUUUUACUGCUUUGCUGCUGCUGGCAGGCACUUUAAAGGCAGCAGAGCAUCAUUGGGCCUCAGGUUUAAUGCUCAGUGUGUUCAGGUUUGUCUUACUCCCUUAUUUUCAUGCACUACACUUUUUGCUGUGUUUCUGUUUUGUGCAGAGUCCCCUCCUGUGGUCUGUGGGAGCACACACGCAAUCUGAAUCCAGAGCAAUGAAUGAAUUAUUGCAUGAUGUCAGCAAGUGUCUGACAGCAUGAGUACUGCAAAGUGCACAAAUUAAUCUAGCCGAAAAGUCUGAACUGAAUAACUCUGGGUAUACAAAAGAAACGAAGGGUCACAUUUUUUUGGUAGCUUAGGAAACCUGGUAAUAUUUGAGACGUGAUGAUAGCCUUAGCUUUUCUGUAUUCUCAAUUUGGGGAUGUGUAUGCACUUACCUAAAGGUGACAGACACAGAGGUGCUCUUCCCCUUCUUUGUUUUUUUCAUUGUACCCUGUGACACAGCUUCUUAUAAUAGCUUUUCUAAACUUUUUUCCUUUACUUUUUCCUUUUUGGAAGAUCCCUUAAAUUAGUGGUUUUAUCGCGUUACACUUGCAUACAGAAAUUUGACUUUCAUAGAUACGUUUUAGAAAAUUCUGAUUAUAUUGACAAAAGCUUAUGGAAGGACCUUUAAAGCAUGGUCUCUCCAGCUGUUCUUUAAUGAUUUUGGAAAGCUUCUACAUGUGCUUCACAUCCUCUGGCAAACAAGACAGUGCUUAGACGAAGUGUUGGUACAGAAUUGUAGGUAGGCCUGAAGUAUUUAAAUACCCAAGACUAGCAAGAAUUGGAUCCUAUGAGUGUACUGCUUUGAAUGAAGUUAGUUAUCUGUCUAGCUUUAAGCAAAUCACUACAUACUCCUGACUUCAGUAACGGUUACCAUUUUAGCUAAGCAUUUUCUUGGAGAACGCCAAGCUAAAGAAAUGGGAAUAGGUGAUGUUGCAUUCAUUUUGGUUUUCCCUGAUUUGUCUCCAUCCCCCCAUCUACUAUAGAUGAAAAUAUUCCAGCAAAAUUUCAAAGAGAGUACUGCUUAACUGGGUUCUGAGAUAAUAAAUCUGUGAAAAAAGUAUUCAAAUGAACCUUUGAUAGUUGGCUGCUUCAGAAAG